AUGGCUAAAAAGGAAGAGGAAUCUGUUUAUACUGAGGUGAAGGUGAAGAAAGAACCAGCUCAAGCUAUAAAAGAGGAGGAGACCAUUUCUAAAGUGCAGGUGGACAAAGAACCAGCUCAGGUUCCAAAGAAGGACGAGGAGACUGUGUAUGAUGAAGUGAAGAUCCAGAGUGAAGCAACAGAAAAAACUUACACAAACUCCAAAAAGGAGAAGGAGAUUGUGUACGAUGAACUCAAAACGUGCUGUGAAAGAGCGGAAAGCACACAUGACACAAAUGCCCUAGCAGUGCUGUUGCCUGAUAAGGAAGAAGAGGCCAUGCUUCGAGUCUAUAAGCAGGCGGCCUGGUGUUUUGGGAUUCUGUUUGUCAGUUUGCUGUUGGGAGUCAUAGCAGUCGGAGUCUAUGUCACAUUCAUUCCUGCGCAUGAUGUAAGUGAGCUGGACCGGCUGAAAACCAACCAAACGGCUCUUCUGGGGGAAAAUAACAACCUGACAAACAUCAAUAACAAACUCAUAUCAGAGUUAGAAAACUUGAGGGAGGGUCACACCAAUCUGACCGUUGAGUUUAAAAACCUCUCUGAAGCAUUUAAUGUCUCAGAAAGUAGAAUUUUAAACCUGACAGGAGAAACACAGAGACUUACAAAUCAAAACCAGGAGCUGGAGUCAGAGAAGAGAAACCUUACAGAGCAAAUACAAAACCUGGAGAACAGGUGGAUCGAGCAGAACGUCAGCCGUGCUCAAUGGAGCAUCAAUGCAUACUGUACCAAGGGCUAUUAUGGAUACACAUGCAAACCUUGUCAAGACGGGUGGCUUCAUAAAGACUCCAGCUGUUAUGCCAUAAACGAUGCCUGGAAUACUAGGAAAACCUGGAAAGAAGCUCGUGAAGACUGCCGACGCAAGAAUGCAGAUCUCGUUCUGGUUUCCGAUGAAAGUGAGAAGACUUUUGUCAGUCAGAAAAGUUGGUCCAGCUCAGGGAAUGAUGGAUACUGGAUUGGCCUGAAAGCAGAAGGCAACAAAUGGAAGUGGGUUGAUGGAAGUAAUGAGACUAAUGAGAACUGGAUUCAGUCAAAACCAAAUGACAAUCAGUGUGUUAUAUCUGUUAUGUACAGUGGAUGGAAAUCAGUGGACUGCAGUGCAAAUCAACGGUAUAUCUGUGAAAAGAAGGCUUUGUCUGUUUAAACCACAAAAGCAAAUAAAAAAGGUUAAGAAAAAGUCUAAA
Cyprinodon variegatus (sheepshead minnow) is the source of this 1216-nucleotide messenger RNA. Its product is annotated as asialoglycoprotein receptor 1-like. NCBI's taxonomy places the organism in Eukaryota, Metazoa, Chordata, Actinopteri, Cyprinodontiformes, Cyprinodontidae. The record is from RefSeq and is a predicted model, not a curated record. The coding region runs from base 1 to 1176 and encodes 391 amino acids. The transcript has 10 exons.